AUGACAUCGCUCGACAGCGCCAUCGGCGGCAUGGACCCGGAUGAAACGGUGGCCUUCUCGGACAGCGAGACGGCCCAACCAGCGGGCAAUGAGACGGCUUCGCAAACGCAAAACACGAUGGGCAAAGCCCAGUUCGAUCGCGUAUUCCAAUGCAACGUUGAAGGCUGCGAGAAGAGCUAUUCUCGUGCGGGACAUCUGUAUCGCCAUCAACUAAACCGCAUGUUCACCAUCUCCUCGAAACAAUCUUGA
Molecule: messenger RNA, 249 nt
Organism: Metarhizium robertsii ARSEF 23
Lineage: Eukaryota; Fungi; Ascomycota; Sordariomycetes; Hypocreales; Clavicipitaceae
Product: Retrotransposon gag protein
Exons: 1
Coding region: 1-249 (82 amino acids)
Source: RefSeq, a predicted model, not a curated record